Molecule: messenger RNA, 1708 nt
Organism: Pecten maximus
Lineage: Eukaryota; Metazoa; Mollusca; Bivalvia; Pectinida; Pectinidae
Exons: 7
Coding region: 431-1414 (327 amino acids)
Source: RefSeq, a predicted model, not a curated record
AAUACAUUUAUCUCUUAUCUAAUACAGCAGUUCGGUAUUUGGCCAUUGUCGUUAAAUAUAUGGUCGUCUUAUCUUUUACCCUUUAAAUGAACGCAUUGUUUUUAAAACAAUGCAUGAUAUGUUGAGAGGGCGCUGUGUUUUACCAAUACAAACGACACGUAUUACGGGUACGUCGUUCAUACUCCAGUGAACGCCGCCGUACUUACAGCCUCUUCAACCGAAGAAAUGUCAAGAUCUUGAUACAUCCCAGGCAAAAAAUGUUAAAUUCUCUCGCUAUUUUGUGAUGGGAAUCAUCCGUGUUCCAACAAUUAACAGGACACUUCGAACUGAUUCAUGUGCAGGUGGACUUGUGUGUGAAGUUUAAACAUUAAAACUGGAGAAAAUUUUCAAACCUAACGCUCAGGGGGUCGGGAACCUGUCCGACACCCUCAUGCGUGAUGUCCGUCCUUCAGUGUCCGUCGCUGAGGGGAAAGUCCAAGACAUACCUGUCACGUUCGCUGAUAUUCCGAGACUAAGUGGCCCUGGUGCUGGAGGGAGAGUAUCCAUCAUUGACGGUCGGUUAUCUGCCCUGGAAAAUGCCGCAAACACCCGACCUGGGAUCUUAGCCCGUGACAACAGGUCGAGACUGUCCAUACACACGAGGGACGUUAAGUCAAGGGCGUCAGUGGUCACUCGAGAUGUAAAAUCACGUGCGUCCUCCGGCGGCCGACAUAGGGAUAACAGCGCAGGUUUCUUCAGAAAGGGGCGCACUGACCUGUCAUCAGCCAGCAGAGAGCUGUUGAGGAAACGCCUAUUUACUACUGCGGAACACAUGAGAAAGGGUCAAAGAGUGAACAGGGUACAAGUCACAGAUAUAAGUUUCGACGACAUUCCGGACCUCGGGUUGGAAAAAGGAACUGGAGAGUUGGGCCAGCUAUUUACUGUUUUGCGACCUCGACCCGAAACAAUUAAGAAUUGGCCAGAUGACGUUCUGUCUCAGCGGUUUUACUCUUCCCAUGAUCAACGUCACGCACUUCCGAAAUCCCUUGGGAGACCUGGAAAAUCAUCCAGAGGCCAGAGCGAUGUGAUGUCUCGUUCCGGGUACAGUGUCAUCACGGGAAGGACCGGGGAUACUGUUGCUAGCGCCACCUCGUGUCGGGCUGUAACGAGCGCCACGUCUUCAUUAUCAGAGUAUCCCACCGAAAAACGAAUGCCACAACUGUUGGAGGAAUUUUACACGGAUAAAAAAUACUUGGACAGAUUUGUAGAAAAUACUGGACGAGGGUCUGACGAGAGAAUAUACGCAGAGAGAGGACGUACAUUUCUGAGUAACAGGGCGAACUAUUGGGCAAAACGCGGAGAUUUACCUGCACGGCCUCCUGCAACUAACCUAGGUCUGCGUCUGGCUCGGGAACGCAGUACGACGGUUUUCUGACAGGCAUCAUAACAUAGAGUGACAAAGUGAACUUAGUUACAUGGACUUUUUAGGAAUUAUCUGUAAACUUUAAAGAAAUAUAUUGAUAGGUACACUUGUUAUGUACAAGUCAAUGCAAAAUAUAUGUGCUGCUCAACUUAUCACACAAACUAAUAAAAUAACUCAAACAAAAUCCGGAAUGGAGUUAUUCCUCUUGCGUACCGCCGGUUAUUCAUAAACAAUCAUGCAAAGGUUCUUAGAGUUCCGCCCUUGGUUUUCGAGAAAAAUGUCGCAAACCUCGACGGCGGAGGGAAG